CCUGGUUUUGCACUAACAAGCGGCAAAAUCUAUAAUCCUCUUCUUCUAUAUUAUAUAAACGGACUCAUCAAAUUUCAUCUUCUUCAUCGACAACUUUCACAAAGAAAUUAUCUAUUUACACAACAAAAAACAAAGCAAGAUUUUCCGCGAUUAAAAAAAAAAAACAGAGAUAAAAGAUGAGUUCAAGGAGCAAAGCAUGGUUAGUGGCAGCAACCAUUGGAGCUGUGGAGGCUUCCAAAGACCAAUUAGGUCUAUGUAGGUGGAAUUACAUGAUCCGAUCGGUGAAUCAACGUAUCCGAAACAACGUGAGAUCCGCUACUCAGGCGAACAGGUUCUCUUCUUCGUCCACCACCGUCGUUGCUUCCGGUAAAGAUGGUGACACGGCCAAGAAAGCUGAGGAGUCUCUCAGGACAGUCAGGUACUUGAGCUGUUGGGGUCCUAAUUGAUGAAGACAGAUGUAAGAUUUUUAUUAUAUUUGCCUUCGGUUGGAUCCGAAAGGUUUUAUCUAUGUCGGUGGAAUCGAAAGCCUAAGAACCUCAAAUAGACGCUAUGAGUCUUGGGGUUUUGAUGGAUUGUUUCGGGAUACAAUUAAUGACGGUUUCGAAAUGUACAGAACAUAGAGAUGAAUAUUAAUUUUUUUGUUCAUGUUA
Messenger RNA from Brassica napus (rape), 650 nucleotides. RefSeq lists its product as uncharacterized. The record is from RefSeq and is a predicted model, not a curated record. NCBI's taxonomy places the organism in Eukaryota, Viridiplantae, Streptophyta, Magnoliopsida, Brassicales, Brassicaceae. The transcript has a single exon. Bases 177 to 446 code for a protein of 89 amino acids.